Messenger RNA from Trichosurus vulpecula (common brushtail), 2562 nucleotides. It is a transcript of the gene CDH16, whose product is annotated as cadherin 16. The transcript is spliced from 18 exons. Gene Ontology annotation, molecular function: calcium ion binding; cadherin binding. The record is from RefSeq and is a predicted model, not a curated record. The coding region runs from base 1 to 2562 and encodes 853 amino acids. NCBI's taxonomy places the organism in Eukaryota, Metazoa, Chordata, Mammalia, Diprotodontia, Phalangeridae. Gene Ontology annotation, biological process: cell morphogenesis; adherens junction organization; cell-cell junction assembly. Gene Ontology annotation, cellular component: adherens junction; plasma membrane; catenin complex.
AUGUUCUUGGGGAGAUUCCUCCUGCUGAAAAAUACAUCCAAUGCAAGGCCUCCAGUGAUGGCUGCCAUCUGGCUCGGCAUCUUCUGCUCUUUCAUCUGCCAGGUUGUACCUGAAGCUGUCACCAGUGAGCUUCAUGUGGAAGUUCCAGAAAAUUAUGCAGGGAACUUUCCUUUGUACCUGAAGAAGCUGAAACUGCCCCCUGUGCAUUCAGAAGGCCCUGCUGUGGUCCACGUGGCUGGAGAUGAAAUUGCAGAAGGUCUUUUUGGAGUGGAAUCCGAUUCUGGCUUCCUGUUUGUGACCAGGCCCCUGGAUCGUGAGGAGCAGGCCCAGUACACCCUUCAGGUGACAAUCACUGCCGAAGACGGGAGCCUCCUUUGGGGCCCACAGCCCUUGAUAGUACAUGUGAAGGAUGUGAAUGACCAUGUGCCUCAGUUUACCAAAGCUGAAUACAUAGGGACCCUGAGCCAGGGUACACGUGCUGGCGUACCCUUCCUCUACCUCAGUGCCACAGACGGGGAUGAGCCAGGCACAGCCAACUCAGAUCUGCGUUACCACAUCCUGAGUCAGACUCCAGCCCUGCCCUCCCUGGACAUGUUCCAGCUGGAGGCCAGGACAGGGGGCCUUGCCCUCACUGAGAAAGGAAGCUCUGAGCUUGACCCUACUAUUGUGAGCCAUUACCAGUUGCUGGUGCAGGUAAAAGACCUUGGAGACCAGGACUCAGGACACCAAACCAUGGCCACUGUGAACAUUACUGUGGUGGCCAAUACUUGGCUCCCUCGUGACUCUAUCCACCUAGCAGAAAAUCUCCAGAACCUCUGCCCCAAUUCCUUCACCCAUGUGCACUGGAGUGGUGACGGUGUGGAAUAUCACCUGGAGAGCCAGCCCCCAGGACCCUUUAAAGUGAACACAGAAGGAAACAUCUGCAUGGCCCAGGAACUGGACCGGGAGAUGCAAGAUAAGUACCUGCUCUCUGUGUGGGCCAGGAACAUGGAGGGCCUGGCCUACAGUGACCCACUGGUGCUAACAGUCCUCGUGACAGAUGAGAAUGACAACCCCCCUAACUGCCUUCCUGCUGAUUCCCCCUCCGAGAUCCUUGAGCUCAGUCCCUCAGGCAUGGAGGUGACCAGGCUUCAGGCCACAGAUGCUGAUGACCCCACCUCUCCUAACGCCCAUGUGGUUUACAAGCUGCUGAGCCAGGAACCUGCUGUACCUGAGGGGUCCUCCUUCACUGUGGACCAUGACACAGGGGCAGUAGCGGUACAGGAUACCCCACUGAGGGCAGGAGAACUCUACAAACUGUUGGUGCUCGCUGCUGACCUGGCUGGAGGAGAAGGGGGUCUUAGCAGCACCUGUGAAGUUGACAUCAAGGUCCUGGAUGUGAAUGACCACGCCCCUGUGUUCACAGCCUCUCAGUACGGACCGGUCAGCCUUCCCGAGGAUACAGUGCCAGGGACCCGAGUAGCCACAGUCACAGCCACAGAUGCUGACCUGGACCCAGAGUACACCCUUAUUGACUUCUCCAUUGUGGAAGGAGACCCCAAUGGGACCUUUGUCCUAGACUCAGACCCGCAGAGUGGCCACGCAGACAUUCGACUUCAGAAGAAACUAGACUACGCUUCAGCCCCAAGCUAUGAGCUGGUGAUCAUGGCAAAGAACCUGGCGGAGCUCGUGGGGUCAGGGAUGGACCCUCCAGUCACAGCCACCGUGACCGUGUUAGUGGAGGAACCCAUGUGGCCCCCUAUUCUAAGCCAGGAGAGCUAUGAGGUCACCAUCCCUGACAGCACCCCACCAGACACCUUCCUUCUGACCAUCGGGCCUGAGGAUCCCCAGACCCCGCCACUCAGGUUCUCAAUGAUGAAUGACUCUGAAGGGUGGCUGUCCAUUGAAGAACACUCCGGGGAAGUCCGAACAGCUUCAAAACUGGGAUCAGGACAGCCUAAGGAGACAUAUACUGUGCAAGUAGUGGCUGAGAUCAUGGACCAUCCCAGCCUGACUACCACUGCAGCCCUGGUGCUUCAUAUAGUGCGGGAUCCCCCACCUCCUGCUCGAAAAUCCCCCUCCCUUCCUGCCCCUGUCCCCUCCACCCUCCAGAUUCUCUGCACUCCCCAGGAUGGGCCACAGGGAGUGGUCAUCAGUGGACUACAGCAGGGGGGAGAGCAUGCUGCUGACGAUGACCCCUAUUCCUUCACUCUGAGUGAUGACCCCACAAUACAGCGAGAAUGGAGGCUCCGGGCACUCAAUGGCACCCAUGCUUAUCUCACCAUGGCCCUCAGCUGGCUGGAGCCCCAAGAAUACUUUGUCCCAGUUUUCCUGACACACUCAUCCCAGACCCAGAAACUCCAAAUACGAGUGAUGGUCUGUUUGUGUAACUCAGAGAGACAAUGCUUGCUCAAAGUGGGUCGGAUGAAGGGGAUGCCCACGCUGCUUUCUGCUGUUGGCAUCUUGGUAGGCACCCUCGUAGCAAUAGGUUUCUUCUUAAUAUUGAUCUUCGGCCACUUGGCCCUAGCAAGGAAGAAUGUGGCACAGCCACCAGACAGCAUCCCCCUGAAGUCUUCUGUCUGA